AUGCAGUUCUAUUCGGCAGUUCUUGUUGUGAUCGGUAUUGUUGGAGUGUCUGCAAUGGAAAGUGGCGUGCAUCAAUUGCCGAUUAAGAUGUUCGAUGAUCUUGAGCAGGAUCUACGACCGUUAGUGGUUGAUUCAAACCAACUUUCUACGGAUGGAUACAAAGUCUAUCCCGGACAGUUCCCGUACCAUGCUCGGUUGUAUGCUGUUCCUCAAUUAUCUUCUAUUACUAUCGUGUAUGGUGGGUCCCUCAUCACACCGAAUUACAUCUUAACGCUUACGCCUAGCAGAAAUUUAAAUACUGAUGGAUAUGCGAUUUUGGGUAUCGACGAUGGAAGCAGCGAAGAAACGCAGCAGCGUAUCAACUUCUCCCAAGGUGGUUUGCAGCUACAUCCCAUCCACAACAUCGCUACAGUUCGCCUAGAUCAUCCAGCUACCUUCACGAAUUUCGUGCAGCCGAUUCGUUUGCCCAGCCUAUCGGACUCCCGCAUGUAUGAGAUGAUGGAGGGCACAAACGUUGGAGGACAUCUCGAACCAUCGAGAUAUUUGCGUAAUCAGAUAAUGUCGAUCGCUGAUUGUCAGAAGGAACAUCCUGAUCGAAUUAUUUAUUCUUAUCAUAUUUGCACGAAUACAUACGUAGGAGGAGCACUCUGUAAAACAGCGUUUGGUUCUGGGUUGAUCGUUGAGGAUGAGAAUGGGCCAAUACUGGUUGGAAUUACGUCUUCAAUUUAUGGAUGUAAUAUAAACUAUCCUACGGUUUAUGAACGUGUAUCUGAGCAUCGUGAUUGGAUCAGUAUGAAUUCGGACUAUGUGUUUGAUUUUUAA
Molecule: messenger RNA, 822 nt
Organism: Anopheles moucheti
Lineage: Eukaryota; Metazoa; Arthropoda; Insecta; Diptera; Culicidae
Product: collagenase-like
Exons: 1
Coding region: 1-822 (273 amino acids)
Biological process (GO): proteolysis
Molecular function (GO): serine-type endopeptidase activity
Source: RefSeq, a predicted model, not a curated record